UCACCCAUAGUGGCGCAUGUAGCUCGGCCGCAGCUCGCUUCAUUCACGCGCGCCUUCCCGCCCACCCCCACGGACCUGGGGGCUUCCGGGAGCCCCCGCAUUCGGGGGAGCCCCGCAGAACCCCUCAUGCGGCAGCCGGGCCCCCGGGGGCCCGAGUCCCUCCGGCACCGGCCUCGCGCUGCCCGGGUUGGGGGGGCGCACUGCAAAUAGUCCUUUGUUUACAUGCAAUUCCUUACUCCGCGGAAGGAGGCUGGGGGAGUGCUGAGUUUUCACCAGCUGUUUCCCGCCUUGAAACAGACAUCUGAUCAGCUGCAAACACACACACACCACACACACACACAUACACGCGCUCGGGGAGGCAGGCCGGAGAGACCUCCCUCCCGCCCCUCCCGCCCGCCUCCCUCCCCUCGCCGCCGCCGCCGCCACCAGCAUCUGGGACCGGCCGAUUCCGCACCUCCGUCCGGCGCUGCCCUACGAUUCGGAUUUCCAUCUUGCAUCCUCCGGCUGCCUGCGGGACUCGGCUCGCGCGGAGGAGGGGGGCCGAUCGCUAUGGAGUAUUUCAUGGUGCCCGCUCAGAAGGUGCCCUCUUUGCAACAUUUCAGGAAAACAGAGAAAGAAGUGAUAGGAGGGCUCUGUAGCCUGGCCAACAUUCCACUGACUCCUGAGACGCAGCGGGACCAGGAGCGGCGCAUCCGGCGUGAGAUCGCCAACAGCAACGAGCGGCGGCGCAUGCAGAGCAUCAAUGCUGGCUUCCAGUCCCUCAAGACCCUCAUCCCUCACACUGAUGGAGAGAAACUCAGCAAGGCAGCCAUCCUCCAGCAGACAGCAGAGUACAUCUUCUCCCUGGAGCAGGAGAAGACCCGGCUGCUGCAGCAGAACACACAGCUCAAGCGCUUCAUCCAGGAGCUGAGCGGCUCAUCCCCCAAGCGGAGGCGGGCAGAGGACAAGGAUGAGGGCAUUGGCUCGCCAGACAUUUGGGAGGACGAGAAGGCAGAAGACCUGCGGCGGGAGAUGAUUGAGCUGCGGCAGCAACUGGACAAGGAGCGCUCGGUGCGCAUGAUGUUGGAGGAACAGGUGCGCUCGCUGGAGGCCCACAUGUACCCGGAAAAGCUCAAGGUGAUUGCGCAGCAGGUACAGCUGCAGCAGCAGCAGGAACAGGUACGGCUGCUGCACCAGGAAAAGCUGGAGCGGGAACAGCAGCACCUGCGGACCCAGCUCCUGCCCCCUCCGGCCCCCACGCACCACCCUACAGUGAUUGUGCCGGCCCCACCCCCUCCGCCCUCCCACCACAUCAACGUCGUCACCAUGGGCCCCUCCUCGGUCAUCAACUCUGUGUCCACAUCGCGGCAGAACCUGGACACUAUAGUGCAGGCGAUCCAGCACAUUGAGGGCACGCAGGACAAGCAGGAGCUGGAGGAGGAGCAGCGGCGAGCAGUCAUCGUGAAGCCGCUACGCAGCUGCCCGGAGGCGCACACCUCUGACACCGCCUCUGAUUCUGAGGCCUCGGACAGCGACGCCAUGGACCAGAGCCGGGAGGAGCCCUUGGGGGACAGCGAGCUUCCCUGACCACCCCCCAGCCCUCCUCUCCCUCCUAGGGGGUUGGAGGGGGCCGGGGCAGCACCAGGGAGAGAAAUGGGUGAAUGAGUGCGAAAUUUUUACAAAAUUACGAUAUUGUUUGGGUCUCUUUUGUGACCUCUUUUUCAAUACUGUAAAUCAGCUCUUAAACAGAUUCCCCCCAACCCGUGGUCCCAGGGCUGGGGUGGUAUAGAGCGUGUGGGAGCACCCUUGGGACCCCUGGGCUGGAGGAGGCUGACACCGAGGUACCCGGCCUCUCUGUCUGCCAAAGCUUUUUUUUUGUUCAUCGAAUCAUAUUUUUGAGAACAGGGAAAAUCAACUAAACCCUAAGGUGUUUCUGCCUUUCCUUCCCAGAGGCAGCCCCACGCCAGGCCGCCUUCGGUUCCCUCUCCUCUCCCCUUCCCUCUCCUCCUCUUUCUUUCUGGUUUUCUUUCUUCUCCUUUAAGCACUUACAUGGGUUGGGGGUCAGGCUGGGCUGGGGCUUUCUGGGGACCUGGGGUCCACAUCGCUUCUCGCCUGGGGUUUGCUGCUGCCCGCUCCCCUCCCCCUCCCAUCUCAGCACAGGAUCUGCCACUCUCCUCCAGCCCCUCCCCUCCCUCCAGGUUUCCCAUCUUUCCAUCCCCCGAGAUGUCUUGUCUCUGUUUUUGUUUGUUGUUGGUUUAUUAUUUUUUUGUUUCAGUUUUGAUUUUUUUUUUUUUUUUUUACGGUUUUUGAGGUCUUUGUGUUCCAGGAGAAGCUAUUAUAUUUUGUUAAGAAAGUGGGGAGUGGAAAAAAAAAAACCAAGAGGCCACUGUGCCUUUGUAAAGAAACAAAAUAAAGUUUGUACUUUGUUUUUUA
Ochotona princeps (American pika) is the source of this 2412-nucleotide messenger RNA. It is a transcript of the gene TFAP4, whose product is annotated as transcription factor AP-4. The transcript is spliced from 7 exons. The record is from RefSeq and is a predicted model, not a curated record. Gene Ontology annotation, molecular function: DNA-binding transcription factor activity, RNA polymerase II-specific; RNA polymerase II cis-regulatory region sequence-specific DNA binding; protein dimerization activity. Lineage: Eukaryota; Metazoa; Chordata; Mammalia; Lagomorpha; Ochotonidae. The coding region runs from base 223 to 1566 and encodes 447 amino acids. Gene Ontology annotation, biological process: regulation of transcription by RNA polymerase II. Gene Ontology annotation, cellular component: nucleus.